AGUUUGCGAUCAGUGCAGUUGAUAAAUGGAGGAAUUGUGUUUGUCAAGGUAGUUUUGUUUACGCGUAAAUUUUCAUUCAGUAUCAACUCAUCGUGUGUUUUGUGUGUGCUAAGAGGUAGAUGAAGGUGCGUAACAGUUUCCUUCGGGUUUCGUAUUCUGUUUGAAAGGAUUUAAGAUGUCCCGCAAUCAUAAGGACAAAUAUGAAAACUCCAACCAAGUCCUACCCAUACUCCCUCGUCGUGCUCAUACUUUCAUGUCCACAGAGGAUGCAAACUCUGGGAAGAAAUCUUAUUGGCCGGAGUUGGAGAUAACAGGCAGCAUAAGAAAUUUAAGCCCAAAUUUAUGGCAGUUGACGCAUUUGACAGCCUUGUAUCUCAAUGAUAACAGUUUGCAAAGGAUACCAUCUGAGAUUGGUCGUUUAGUCAACUUACGUGCUUUAGAUCUCAGUAGCAAUAAAUUACGUAGUUUACCAGCUGAACUGGGAGACCUCAUCUACCUUAGAGAAUUAUUGUUGAACCAAAAUUACCUCCGUGUGUUACCAUAUGAACUAGGAAAGUUGUUCCAGUUACAAGUGCUUGGACUUCAGGGAAAUCCACUCAGCAAAGAAGUUAUGGCAUUGUACGGAGAACCAUCUGGAACCCACAAGCUGCUGUCUUAUAUGCUGGACAACUUACAAGUUACUGCAAAUCAUCCACCUCAGAGACCAUGGAUACCUUUGACGAGACCGAACAGGACGAGACCGACAUGUAUAUUCACGGUAAUGUGUUACAACGUGCUGUGCGACAAGUACGCGACGCGGCAAAUGUACGGUUAUUGUCCGAGCUGGGCGCUCGAUUGGGAAUAUCGGAAAAAGGGAAUCCUCGAUGAGAUACGACAUUACGCGGCGGACAUCAUCAGCCUGCAGGAGGUCGAGACGGACCAAUUCUACCACUUCUUCCUGCCGGAGCUGAAGCAGGAUGGUUACGAUGGAAUUUUUUCGCCGAAAUCCCGGGCGAAGACGAUGGCUGAGAACGAUCGAAAAUACGUGGAUGGCUGCGCUAUUUUUUAUAGAACGGCAAAGUUUACUCUGAUCAAGGAUCAUUUAGUCGAAUUCAAUCAACUGGCUAUGGCGAACGCGGAGGGCUCGGACAAUAUGCUGAACAGAGUGAUGCCAAAGGAUAAUAUCGGAUUGGCUGCUUUGCUUAGGACGAAGGAGGCUGCUUGGGACAAUGGUCUUCCAUCUGAUCCAGCACAGGUUCAACAACCAAUUUUAGUUUGCACAGCGCAUAUUCAUUGGGAUCCAGAAUUUUGCGAUGUGAAAUUAAUACAAACAAUGAUGCUCAGCAAUGAAUUACGUUCCAUUUUGGACCAAGCUGGCCAGUCUUUUAGACCUGGCCAUAAACCUGACUCUUCCAAUGUUCAGUUAUUACUUUGUGGUGACUUCAACUCCCUACCUGAUUCUGGUGUAAUUGAAUUUCUUACAUCGGGACGAGUAGCGGCCGAUCACCGCGAUUUUAAAGACUUAGCUUAUAAAUCAUGCUUACAAAAGAUCUCUGGUUGCGAUAAACCUAAUGAAUUUACUCAUUCUUUUAAACUUGCAUCUGCGUAUAGUGAAGACAUCAUGCCCUAUACUAACUAUACAUUCGAAUUCAAAGGCAUAAUAGAUUACAUUUUCUAUUCGAAACAAAGUAUGGUACCAUUAGGACUUUUGGGUCCUCUAAGUGCAGAUUGGUUCAAAGAUCAUAAGGUGGUUGGAUGUCCGCAUCCACAUGUUCCAUCCGAUCAUUUUCCUCUGUUAGUGGAACUUGAAAUGACACCAACAGUAGGAACAAGCAAUGGACUGAUCUCACGCAGGUAGCAGCUGCUGCGAUCUAGGCCCAAGUAACUAUAAGGGAAUAAUAAAUGAUAAUAAAAAUGAAAUCCCCAUCACAUUUUCUCUUACUUCUGGCUCUAGCAAUAUCACUCGCAGUCGACAACUAUUUCAAUAGCAAAUGUUAUAAAUACUCCAUAUUACCGCACAUUCAAACAAAAGCUAUCAAAUAUCGAUGAAUAAUUCUAAUGACCAGGUGAAGGGAGCUGUGUUGUAAUGCGUUUAGCCCAUGUAUAGUGUAUUGCAUUUUUAAGAAUUAACUUUCCCCAUAUUAAGAGUAUUUUAACUUCUACUACCAUCGUAAUAUGUAGAUACCUAUUUUCCUACAAAAAGAUAUUCCGAUCAAGCCUCUGUGAUAUUGACAUUAACAAUUGGAACAACUUCACAUAUUUAUCAAGAAAUUAGUGUCUACUAGAAAAAAAAAAAAAAUCCUAAUCUCUUCCUAAAUGUCAUUACAACAUUCUCCAAGCCAACUUUUUGAUAAGAAUGCUGCCAUCCAACGAGAAAUUGUAUUUUUAAACAAAACAAAAACAAAAAAUACGAAAACAUACACGCUAUACUGGGCUGUGCGAAGUGAUUGGAGUUGACUUAACAAUUUCAAUGCAAGUACAAAUCUGUUCUUAUUGGCCACGUAUAUUGAUAAUGAUAAUGUUAUAUAAGGAAAUAGAUGAUAUUGUAGCGAGUGUAUUUGUAAGUAUGGUAAUGUAAUGAUAUUCAUCAUUCAUAGUAUCUUGGAAAAAUCAAUGGACAUUCACUCAUUAAAUGUUCAGUUCCAAUUAUUAAUAUAUACCAUACUAAUUCACUACUUGGUAAUUCAGUUGAAUUCAAUUUGUAUAUGCUGCAAUAUUUCUUUUAUGUUUAUCCCUCUAUCGUGUACUUAUUCUUUAAUCACAUGUACAUUUAUGUCAGUGUAUUUUCUUUCAUUUUUAUUAAGUUUCCGUUUGACAAACUUCAUUAUACAUAAUAAUCUCAGCAGAGAAUGUAAGAUACAUUUUCCAGCAUCGUUUCAAAUUUAUUAUUAUUCAAAUUUUAUAUCUGAAUAAUAUAUAUGUAGUAAUAGUUUGUUGUAUAAUAAUUAGUUUCAUUAUUCAUUAUUGAUCCGCACGCGAUAUGUAUAUUUUUUUUUUUAAUUUUGUAAAUAUUAGAUUUUUUUUUCUUAAACGAUAUAAAGUUGCAUUACUUAUCAUAGUGUGUAAGCAUUAUUGUAUGAUAUGCUUCAAAAUUGCAUGCUUUUCUUAUGUUUAUAAUUUUUUAUUAAAAUCGAUCUAAUUUCAUGCAUUAUUUAUUUCUUUUUUUAUUUCAUUAGAUACAAAGUAAAGCAUGUAUAUGAAAGAAGAUAUUGCAAUAUUAUAAAUUAUAAAGAAUACUUAAGCCUGAUUUUCCUUUUUAACAUUUGCAAUAGCUAAUACAGUGUUCCUAAACAUAUUUCAAACAAAACGGCACUAUCAAUACACUGCAUAACAUUCAUUGUACAUAAUAAAUGUGAUAAGUGUAAAAUGGGCUUGUAAUCUACUUGUAAUUGAAAGAAGUAACAACUGAAUUAUACAAGUAGUAGACAAUUAGUUUAUCAAAGACAUAUGUGUAGUAAAUGUUGUAUAAAGUAGAUAAUUACAAUAUAGUUUUAAUUAAUGGAGGUAGAAGUGGCAAUCCCUAUUUGUAUAUGCAUUCAUUAACAAACGCGCGGUAAGCGAACAAUACAUAUACAAACGAGUUAUUCAUAAAUUUGGGCCUACAUUAAAAUUAACAAAUCGUUCAUUACAUUGUUUAGAAAAAUGUACAUUUAAUUUCUUUAUCACGAUCUAUGUUAAUAUCAAUAGGGUAUAUAAUGUGAAACGCUAACGUUUCAUAAAACUUUUCGAUAGUAUCGGUGUUGGCUACUUCUAAACAUAUAUAUUUUCUUUUUCAUAGAAUUGAAAUUCAAUUAUAUGAUACGUAAUUAUCAUAUAAAGCAAAAUUUUUUAUGAUCCAAUAAAACCUUAAAUAAUUACUGACAUUUAGGUAGUAUUAAAUGUUAAAUUACAACUGAAAAUUGUUUUCCUAAAAAUACCUAUGUUUUUCUCCUAAGCAAAAUUAAUAUUAUUUCACUGGUUUUUUGGUAUUAGAUCAUUUUACAAAAUCAAUUUUGUAUAUUACGUUUCUAAUAUUUUUGGCAUAUAAAAUAAAUGGUACUGACGCAUAAAAACGGGUUGUAUUGAAAUAGUACUGUUAAAGCAUAGCAUUUAAUUAUGUAGGUAUUUUUUUAAGGUGUUUGUGUACAACGUUUUAAUUAUACUUCAUCAGCAAAAUAUAACUGCUUAUAAAUUUAAUUGUAAUUUGAAUAUUUUAAGUGGACACUAUGAUUUGAUAAUUAUAGUUUACUUUUGGAAUGUUAGAACGUGGCAAAGAACAGUAGACAUUCAUGUUAAAUCGAACCGAAACGAUUUAUUUAAAGUGUCAAUGAAGCAAACAUUUAAUACUUACUAUAUCUUGUUUAAUUUAGGGAUCUGCAAGGACUUGGAACGGGUCAGGUUAGAUUUUUACAUGUUAAGUAUCGGAAUUUCCAAAAUUUCAAGUACUAAAUAUUCGGGAAAUCCCGAUGUUGCCUCGUGCAAUCAACCUGACCUGAACCCUUUGCUUGGGAUUUUAGGUCCUCGCAGACCCCUUGUUCUCAUGCAUUUUGGCUCAUACAAAGCCUAUGCCAUAGUAUUCAAGAUAGCUUUGAAAAAACAUAGAAGCUCGAGAAGAUUUAUGAUUAAUAUAAUACUUUAACUUAGAUUUUACACAUGUACCCUAUUUUAAGUACAGUGGUUCUCAAAAACAGAUAUUUUCUUAUUGAGAUAAAUGUACUAUACGCGGCAUUCAUUUUAAUACAAAUUCAGAAAUCACAUGUAAAUUUUCGAUUGACUCAUUACAAUAAUUAAAUUAUGAAGUACAAUAUGACUGUUAGUCACAAAUUAAUAUUUAUCGUUUCAUUUAAUGAACUUGAGGACCACUGUUCCUCAACAUAGUAACAGGACUUUUGCUAAUAUCAAUUCAUAUAAACGCUAAUGCAGAAUACAUUGUAAAAAGCAUACAAGAUUUAAUCAUUUUUUUAUCUUAAGAAAAACGUGAUUUUUUUUACAAAAUAUACAUAGCAAUACUCUUAAAAAGAUCUUCUGCUGUAAUAAACCAUUUUCUAUCUAGUUCGAUGAAUUCUUAUAAACACUGAAUUAUAUUCAUUUGCAUUGUUAAUGAUUAUAAAUACAUUACAUUAAUACUGUUGUUUUAAAUGUUAUAUGCAGGGUGUCCCAUGCUACUGGGCCAAGAUAUAUAAUAAUUCUAAAAUGAUACAAGAUAGAAAGAAAUGACAUUAGGAAAAAUUAAAUGGCGUCGAAUGGAGCACUAUAUGAUGCAUGUGUCCAUACCGGAAGUGGAGGUAUUUCGAAGAUUUCGAAGCGUCUUUUUAUUCUUUACAAAAAGGUAUUAAGGUACUUAGGUCGAAAAUUUAUUAGUUUCAAAGAUAUCUUAGAGACGCCUUCACUUCCGGUACCAACACAGGCAUCGGGUGAUGUUCCAUUCGACACCAUUCAAUUUUUUAUUCGGAUGCAACAGUAUUAACAUAAAAAAUGUGAUAGAAAAGCAUCUAUAAAAUUAAAAACAAAGACAGUUUUAAUAAUUUUUAUAGCGUCAUUCAUCAACAUUUUAUUUUAUCAUGGAAAGGAUGUUAAUUUCAAAGAUGUUUCGUAUUAUUUCAAAGUUGUUGGAGAACAAAAAUAAUAUAUCCCUCUAGUCAACUAGUGCUAUAUUAUAAAGCUAGAUUAUUGCAGGCCUCGAUUGUUUCAUUCUAUUUAUAUUUGUAUAAUAUGAUAAAAAAAAAAGCAAUUAAAAUGAUUUAGGAGAUGAAAUGGUUAUACAAGUAUGACAAUAAAUGAAGUAUUUAGAUAGAAUAAAAGAGUUAUUUAAAUAAAGAUUUACUUUGUACUAAGUAAAUAUUAGUUUCUCAAAUGCUGUACCUAAUAAAUGAUACUAAUUCAUUUUAAUUCAUUCGUACAAUAUACAUUCAUAAAUAUUUUGUUGAUAUUAAUCUUAUAUUGAAAAAAUGAUUACUUUAUUUGUACUUUAAUUACAGAAAGAUUCAUUCCAUAUUUAUAGAGAUAAUAUAAUUUAAUGUCGUUUUAAAUUUGCAACAUUUUUAUAUCGAUUUAAUGAAUUUUGCCAAAUUUUAUGAUAAGAAGAGAUAAGAAUAUUUCGAAUUGAAAAUAUAAAUUACUAUACACACAUUUAGAAUUAACGAACGAAAGUAUUGAAUAACAAAAUGUAAUAAAAUAAUGCAAUAUAAGAAUUCAUCGAACUGUUGCAAAUAUCAUUUGAAUUAUGGAUUUCAUAUAAUUCUUAUUCUUUAAAAACAUUUGAAAUUCCAAUGAACGUUUAAGUAUCUUAAAAUCUCCAUAAUUAUAUAUCACUUUCGAAUCCUCAAUCUUCUGAGCUCCUUCAACCCAUAGAAAACUUCAAUCUUACUUUUAGAUUAGUUAAUAAUAGGCAAAUAUUUUUACGUGAUAAAACAUUAACUGUCAAUCCUGUAUAAUGUAAACAUAAUGUUCUGUUUGAAAUGUUCUGUACAUUAAUAGUUUGAACGACGAGACAUGUAGUUGAUACCUGUACUUUUCUGUACUUUGUAAUUCUGGGCAUACCACGUAAUUUAAGGGUAUAACAUUACAUAUAAAUACAAAAUGACACUAUCCACGCAAUGUUAAUAGAAUAUUAUUGUUUUUUUAAAUUAAGGAAGACAAUUUAACGAGACGCGUAGCUUUCAAAUUACCACGCUGUAAUAAUAUUUAAUGGCUAUAAUUUAUGCGUAUCAGAGUAUAAAUAUAUAUUUAUAAUUAAAAGUAUAUCUGGAGCUAGCAAUUAUGUUAUAUAAUAAUAACAAGUGACACCAAAAGAAUCAUUUUUUAAAUAAUUUUUUAAUAUUUUAGCAAAUAUAUAUAUAUUUUGUUUAGUUUAUUGCACGUGAUAUUAGAAUUUCUAUUAAUAUUUUGGUAUAUUAACCAAGUAUUUAAUAACUAAUCAUUUUGAUUGUAAAACAUGUGUAGUACAAUUAUAUAGGAGAAUCACAAUUUUGAAUACAUAGUCAUUUUUAUGUAUUAUGUUUUUACGAAUAAUCCUAUUACAUUAAGUAGAGACUAAUAUAAUUAAUACACGGUACAUCAAUUCUUAAUAUAAUCCCAAAGAUAAUUUCAUGAAAAAUUAUAUUCUAAUUGUUUUCCCUUACUGCCUCAUAAAUAUAUGUGAUUUAUUUACUUCAACGAAGUGCAAUGCACAAGCAAUCUUAAUUAUGUUCUAUGCGAUAUUGCGUGAUAGUGUCGAUUUUUCACUUCCAUAAACAAAAAUAUAAUUAUACUAGAAUUAUAAUAAGACGAGCACAGCACAUUUCAGCCUGUACUUUUGUAAGAACAUGAUUAAAAAAAAAAAACGUUAUAAACAUCGGAACAUAAUUCUUGCGUCCGUCAUAAGAUUAAUUACAUCUCAGUGUUAAUGAUGUAAAUUCAAUCAGAUUUCGUGUAUGCUUUUGGAAAUCUUUUAUUUGCUUUAUUGGAAAUGUUGGAAUCAAGAUUUAUUUUAUUUCUUUGAAAAUAAAAAACUGUUCGCGUUAGAUUACACGUAUAAUUUUUUCAAAAUUUGACGGAAUAAUGUUAUAAAAUUGAUAAGAUAAUUAUAAUAAUAUAUAACGUUUCUAAAAUAUCUGACGAAUUUUUAAAUAUUGAAUAUGUUAUAAUAGAUAUACUUUUAAAUCAAUAAUUUAAAAUUCUUUUAUUGAAAUUUUACAUGAUUAUACAUUUUAAUGGUACUUUUAUACGUGAAAUCUUAAUUAUUAAAAUAAUUUUUCAAAUUUUGAUAUGUUAUCAAUUGAUUCCAAGUAGGAUACGUUAUAUUUCGCUGAUUUAAUUAAUUAUCGAUGAUUCCUCGUUACCGUAUAUCCAUUAUAAAUACUCAAAGAUUCAUUGAAAGUACAAAUAGGUAGCAACACGGUCCUGAUUGAAUAUUGGAAAAAAAGAGUUGUAAGGACAAUGAAGGAGAGAAUGUGUCUAGUAGGAUAUAAAAAAAGUUUGAAUGCUCUGUCAGUCUGCACUUAAAACACCCUUUUAUUUAGAUAUUCAUCUUACAGUGACAUGUAAUUUAGUUUUUAUUGAAAAUGCAAUGAUUGUAUAUGGGCUGCGUUUGAGUCGUGAUUGAAUGUAACAGUUUAUUAACUAACGUGAAAUAAAUUAAAAAUAUUGCAAAAAUUAA
This is a messenger RNA of Osmia bicornis bicornis, 8095 nucleotides long. RefSeq names its product CCR4-NOT transcription complex subunit 6-like (gene twin). The record is from RefSeq and is a predicted model, not a curated record. The transcript has 10 exons. Bases 176 to 1837 code for a protein of 553 amino acids. Gene Ontology annotation, biological process: nuclear-transcribed mRNA poly(A) tail shortening. Gene Ontology annotation, cellular component: CCR4-NOT complex; nucleus; cytoplasm. NCBI's taxonomy places the organism in Eukaryota, Metazoa, Arthropoda, Insecta, Hymenoptera, Megachilidae. Gene Ontology annotation, molecular function: poly(A)-specific ribonuclease activity; protein binding.